AUGGAACAACAAUGGAACGGAGAUGUUGUGAAUGAGGACAGAUUAAAUGAGUUGCCUGAAGAUUUGCUUGUGCAUAUAUUAUCUUUUCUUCCGACCAAAAGUGUCGUAGCCACGAGUGUUUUGUCUAAGCGUUGGAGACAUGUUUGGAAGAUGGUGCAAAAUCUCAAGUUUGAUUCUGAGAAUCACCAUACAUUUACAGAGGAUGUUUACAGGUUACUUAUGCUACAUAAAGCUACGUUUAUAGAGACUUUUCAUUUGGAUAUUAAAAACAGAGACGCUGCUUUAGAUGUUGGCAUAUUGGUUGGAAUUGCAUUUGCACGCCAUGUGCGUAAUUUGGUACUCGAUCUUGACUAUCACUUUUACUAUGAUGAUGCUUACACCAGUAUAGUUAAAUUUCCAAGUGUUUAUUGCAUCUAUGAUAAUAAUACACUUGAGACCUUAAAACUCAAGAAUUCCCUUCUCUUAGAUUUUCCUUAUCGGGUUUGUUUGAAUUCCCUUAGAAAACUGCACCUGCACUGUGUUCAUUUUGAAACUCAAGGAUCUGUUGGCAACCUUUUAAGUGGUUGUCCUUGUCUUGAAGAUUUGGUAGUGCAACAAAACAACAGAUUCUAUCAGUCUGAGAAGGCUUUCACUAUUGCGGUGCCAUCAUUACAGAGACUAACCAUAGAAGAAGAUGACUAUAGAGGAGAUGAUGGAGGCUAUGUGAUAAAUGCUCCUUCUUUAAAAUAUUUGAACAUCAAAGGAUUAUAUGGGAUUGAGUUUUGUCUGAUCGAGAAAGCGCCAGAGCUGGUGGAAGCAAAAGUCAGUAAAGUUUCUGAUAUAAACAAUGAGAACAUUAUGGUUUCUCUAACUUCAGCCAAACGUCUUUCGUUAAACCUAUCACACUUAGAGAUCAAGUAUCCUGGUGAUAGAAUUUUCCAUCAGCUGGUAUAUUUGGAGCUACAUACAGAUAAAUGUAAGUGGUGGAAUCUACUAUCGUUCAUGCUUGAUGGUUCUCCCAAGUUGCAAAUCCUUAAGCUCAUCAACCUAUCUACGUAUCCUAACAAAGGAAAGCAUAUCGGUCGAAAAUGGAAAAAGCCGAAAUGUGUACCGGAUUGUUUGUUGUUCCGUCUUGAGACAUUGGAGUGGACAAGAUACGAAUGGGAACGAAGAGAUGAGAAAGAAGUUGCCACAUAUAUUCUAAGAAACACAAGACGGUUGAAGAAAGCAACUUUCUCCACAAAAGCCAUCGAACCAGAAAAGCUUAAAAAGUUGGAAAAGAGACGUGAGAUGCUCGACGAGUUGGCUAGUGUGGGCAGGGCUUCAAAUUCAUGCGACUUUGUCUUUGAAACCUUGUAA
This is a messenger RNA of Capsella rubella, 1338 nucleotides long. RefSeq names its product putative F-box/FBD/LRR-repeat protein At3g49040. The record is from RefSeq and is a predicted model, not a curated record. NCBI's taxonomy places the organism in Eukaryota, Viridiplantae, Streptophyta, Magnoliopsida, Brassicales, Brassicaceae. The transcript is spliced from 4 exons. Bases 1 to 1338 code for a protein of 445 amino acids. Gene Ontology annotation, molecular function: protein binding.